Messenger RNA from Brassica napus (rape), 507 nucleotides. RefSeq names its product MATH domain and coiled-coil domain-containing protein At3g58370-like. NCBI's taxonomy places the organism in Eukaryota, Viridiplantae, Streptophyta, Magnoliopsida, Brassicales, Brassicaceae. The record is from RefSeq and is a predicted model, not a curated record. The transcript has 3 exons. The coding region runs from base 1 to 507 and encodes 168 amino acids.
AUGGCCAAAAUCUCAACAUUAAACGAAGAAAACUAUAGCCGUGGAUACGACGGAGGGAGUCGUGUCUCUGACGAAGUAUCUUGGAUCAAACAUGCAAGCACACGGAAGUCUCUCAGAUUAAGGAUAUGUACCCUUGGUGGCAGACGGCGUCACCGGAUCCAAGCGUAUGGACUGCAGUGGUUUAAUCCGUGGACAAUAUUCGAUCCGUGUUCUCCAUCCGAGUUUUUUCUUCCAAAAUUCCAUGACAAAGAUGGUGGAUACAUAGUAAAUAAUUGCGUCAAGAUUGUUGCGGAGGUUGAUGUUCUUGAAAAAUCUGAUAUACAAGUGGAAGUUGAGAAGAUAAACAGACCUCUGAGAAAGAUUGAGGAGAAUAAUGGCGCAGUUCCUAGCGUUUUGCUUAAGGAAGCUUCAGCAGUAGUGGAAAGCUUAGAUGUCAAUGGGUUUCAAGUUUUUCCUUCACAAGUAGAAUCUGUGAGGCGUAUAUUUGAGAGACAUCCAGACAUUUGA